UUUGUUCUGCGGGUUUUAUGGCUUAAUCAAAGCCGAUCAUUUGACGUUUUUGUGCAAUGGGGAAAAUGAUAAAACUGGGUGUCCACUAGAUGGCGCCAUUGGACUCAGCGACCCGCCUCUACGCAGGUAACCCGGUGGCACCGCCUCUGCUGUCGGUCCAGCCAACUUGGACAGCAUGCGAUUUCAGAGUCGCACCGCAGAAACUUUGAAUCGUUUUCUGGAUUUAAGUCUGAGUCGCACAGAAACCGUCUCUAUCGCGGUUUAAUUCCGUUUCUGUAACUUGAAAUGUGUACUCUUGCGAUACCUGUCUGCAUAUGUGUGAAGAAGGAACCCUGACUUCCAAGAAGCUCCACGUUCUCUAGAUAAAUUAGGAUAUUUUCUAAAAUGAGUUCGCUGUUAAGGUACUGCGUUUUUCUAUGUUUGUGCGGAUCAGGACUCGGAGAGCUGGACACAUGCAGCGAGGUGCAUAAAGUUUUUCAAGUCAGGCAAAUUGGACCAAAUCAGGUUCUACCUUCAAGUCCCAGAUCAGGUGCCGAUCUCCAGGUGUGCACGUCCAAAAGCUCGACGUGCUGCACCAAAAAGAUGGAGGAGAAGUACCAGGUGGCGGCCCGGCGGGACGUCCAAAACCUCCUGCAGAUCUACAGCUCCAGACUCAAGCUGCUGCUGUCGCGCUACGUGGCCGCCUUUCAAGAGACCUUCGAGGUUCUGAUGAGGCAGGCGGAGAAUCACACCAACGUCGUCCUCCAGGUGUCUUAUCAGAAAAUAGCUGAUCCUGCUGCCGACUCGGUGAGGGAACUCUUCACCGACGUCGGUCUCUUCCUGCUGGGUUCUGAGCUCAACGUUGAUGAGUUUGUGCAGCGCUUCUUCGACGCACUCCUCCCGCUUGUCUACAAUCACUACAUAAGCCCAGGUGUCGGUGACACGUCGCCAGGCUAUGCCGAGUGUGUGAGGUCACUCAACCGCGUUAUCAAACCAUUUGGUACAGUGCCGGACCUCUUCGCCGAUCAGAUCGCUGCCUCUGGGGUCUCUGGGAAGCUGCUGCUGCAGGCUCUGCACCUCGGCAUCGAGGUCAUUAACACCACGGACCAUUUGCAGCUGAGCCGUGAAUGCAGGCGGGCCCUGCUCAAGAUGCAGUACUGUCCCCAUUGUCAGGGCAUUACCCAUUCCAAGCCCUGCAUGGGCUACUGCCUCAACGUAAUGCGGGGGUGUCUGGCGAGCAUGGCAGAGAUCGACGCCCACUGGAGGGAGUUUGUUCGCUCGCUGGAGGGCCUGUCAGCGAGGAUGCAUGGAGCUCAGGAUUUGGAGCAAGUGCUUCUGGGAGCUCACACGAUGCUUCACGAUGCUAUCGGGCACGCUCAGAAAAAUGGACCUCGCCUCUCGGCACAGGUUCAGAAACUGUGCAGCACAUCAAUCAGGAGGCCAGCUCAGUCGGUCAGCAUCCAGGACGCGAACAGCAGAGUCUCCAUCCCGCUCAAAGCUCUGAACAGGCGGUCGGACGAUUCACUUUCUGUCAUGAGAAAGGACUUUCUGAAGACUCUGCGUACCUUCAGCACGUUCUACGGUGGCCUGGCAGAUCAGCUGUGUUUGCAGGGACUUUCUUCUGGUGACGGCGUGCCAUGCUGGAAUGGAACAAACAUUGUGAAAAGCUACACUCGGCGUGUUGUUGGGAAUGGAAUCAGAGCUCAGAGUGCCAACCCCGAGGUCAAAGUAAAAGGAGAAGACCCUGUAAUAAACCAGAUCAUCGACAAAUUAAAACACAUCAACCAGUUAUUGCAAGGAAAGACCAUCCCUAAGCUGGGGUCACUGGACCAGAUUGAAACAGGAAGUGGAGAUUCAGAAGGACAUUACAGCGGUGACUGUGAUGAUGAGGAUGGAUGUGCCGGGUCAGGGGGCGGCGAGGUUAACAGAAAAGUCUCCAAAAUGAGUCCAGAUGUGACCAGUGAUUACAAACAUCAUCAUUAUCAUCAUCCACCUGCCAAGGACUCAGAAAUAGAUGGCAAAUCUCACAGCCUCAGACUGACUGGAGCCAUCUGGGUCCUAGUAUUGCCUUGCUUACAUAUGAUCUUGGACUUGUAACAGCUGCGUUUUUGCUCCAUUAAACAUUAAAUUUAGAUGUUAAGCUUAUUUACCCCAAGAUGGGGAAGCCAGUGGACGUCAUUAUGACAAUAUAAUAAUGACUUGGACAGAACUGGGCAGAGUGUGAAACUGCACAUUCUGGCUUGAAAGUACCAGUUAUUUUUGAUAAGGUAAUAGGCAAAUAAUGACUUAUUUAUAAUAAGAAAGAUAAGACAAUAGCAAUGCUGUAAAUGUUUGGUCUGAAAUGAACUGUAUUACUGUACAUUUAGUAAAUACUCUGUAAAUAUCUAUGCACCAUUGUACUUCUGCAAAGUGCAGUACUUCUCAGUACAGUACAGAUUGUUUUGUUUUGUUUUUUUUAAUCUGUUUCUCCUGCAGUUGCAAUAUUUGUAUAUGGUGAAAUUGACUUUUUAUAAAAAGGCUGUUAUAACAAUUAAUCUGUAUUAAAACUGGCACUUUUUUAUGCAAGUGCAUAAAAACACACUAAACUAUGAGGUAUGUAUGAAAUACCAUUUUUUUCCCCUUUUAUACUGUUGAAAAUCAAAAUUAAGUUAUGCUUUAUGACUUAAGCAACUGCGCAGUAAUACAACUGCAAGGGUGAAAACUGCUGAAGAGUGGACAGGUGGAGACGGGGUGCAUGUGGGAGAAUUCAUACCCCUUUCUUCUUUAGAAAUAGAUUAGUUUCCUCAGGAGUCUAUUAUCAUCUUUCAAACUCAAUCCAACGGUGUCUUCAUGGGCCUGGAUGGGGGCUGAUAGCUCCAGGAGCCAGGAGUGAGGAAAAAUUUGAUUGCUUCAACUUGCUUCCCGACUGCAUAAUACUGCUGUGUUGCUAACAGAUUUCUGUGCCGAUAAAUGUAACAGAAGACUUGUUCCAUGUUUUCCAUGCAUGUCUGGUCAAUGACUAGGAGAGAAAAGCCCUUGAUGGGAGUAAAAAAAAAAAGUGUAUUUUUAUUGGUUCAGAAGUGAGCACUGUAAAAAAAAAAUUAGAAGCUUUAUUUUUACUUAUAUACAAAAAUAUAUUUGGAGAAGCAUGUCGCACAUUUAAGGCCUUUUUGUCCGCCAAAUUUUGUUUAUAUAUCUAUUGUUUUUUCAUGACAUUUUAAGAAAAUGUACAAAAUACAGACGAUAUGCUAAUUAUUCCCUCUCCAAUGAUUCUCUUUUGGUUAGAUUCAGAUGUGGCUUCAGUCAAAUGUUUCUUUCUGUGUAUUUUCCAUUGGACACUGUCUGAGUCUGUUGUCAGAAUUUGCUUCGCUGUUGGACUGCUACAGAUAUUUCAGCUUUAAUCCGAGUAUCAUCGUUCCAACGGGACAGUAACACAUGAUGGAUAUUUUUAAAAGCCCAAAGAAGACAAAGAUUCCAGAUGAGUUGAAGAUGAGAAGUCGGCCAUGUAGAACAGGACCAAAACAAAUAGUAACAAGUCUUAGUGAAAUGAUGUUUGUCUCAACAGGACAUGAGUAAAGGAUUGCACUUCA
Molecule: messenger RNA, 3548 nt
Organism: Poecilia latipinna (sailfin molly)
Lineage: Eukaryota; Metazoa; Chordata; Actinopteri; Cyprinodontiformes; Poeciliidae
Gene: gpc5a
Product: glypican 5a
Exons: 9
Coding region: 385-2076 (563 amino acids)
Biological process (GO): regulation of protein localization to membrane; positive regulation of canonical Wnt signaling pathway; cell migration
Cellular component (GO): plasma membrane; cell surface; extracellular region
Source: RefSeq, a predicted model, not a curated record